GACAUUUAGAAUAUUGGUUAUGUUAAAUGUUGUGAAAAAGUGAAAUUUUUUUGGUUUCUCCAAGAACAUGAGUAUUUAUAAACAAUUCCAUAACUUCCAGUUAUAGCAGCAAUCUGAAUUUGUAACAGCAAAAAUAUACCACCAUGCAGAACAACAACAGAGACCGUGAGAGCAACCAUUCUAGCUCUAGUAGUCACCCCCAUUCUACGGUGAUGAAUAUGCGUGAUAAAGAAAGAUAUAUCGAGGAUUUUAACUUUCCCUAUUGUGAUUUGACGGGUAAAUACGAAAAAGUUGCUAAAAUAGGCCAAGGAACUUUUGGUUUGGGUGAAAUUAAAAAAGUAGUGCAACAGCUUCUGAACGGACUAUAUUAUAUUCAUAGCAACAAAAUACUUCAUAGGGAUAUGAAAGCAGCUAAUGUGUUAAUAACGAAGAAUGGAGUGUUGAAAUUAGCCGAUUUUGGAUUAGCGAGGGCAUUUAGUAGUACGAAAAAUGGACUACCCAAUAGGUUCACAAAUCGAGUGGUAACACUCUGGUACCGACCACCAGAGUUAUUAUUAGGUGAGAGAAACUAUGGCCCACCGGUAGAUCUCUGGGGGGCAGGUUGUAUAAUGGCAGAGAUGUGGACGAGGUCUCCCAUUAUGCAGGGUAAUAGUGAGCAACAACAACUUACGCUAAUAUCCCAACUCUGUGGAUCAAUAACUCCUCAAGUGUGGCCUGGAGUUGAACAUUUAGAACUUUUUAAGAAAAUGGAACUGCCCCAUAAACAAAAAAGGAAGGUAAAAGAACGCCUAACACCAUACCUAAAAGACCCCUACGCCUGCGACCUUCUAGACAAACUACUCGUCCUCGAUCCAUCGAAGAGAGCCGAUUCCGACACGGCACUGAACCACGACUUCUUUUGGACCGAUCCGAUGCCCUGCGAUCUCGGAAAGAUGUUGGCCAAUCACACGCAGAGCAUGUUCGAGUUUCUGGCACCUCCCAGAAGAGCUACGCAGAUGCGCCAUCAUUCGAUGCCUAGACCGGCGCCUUCGACAGUGCAAGACAGCGGGUACCAAGAUAGAGUGUUUUAAGGAGCAUAGGGAAGACGGACAAAGCUUUUUUUAUUCAAAAUGUUUGAUGACGAGUCGAAGACGCGCAGAUUGAAAAAUAUUUGCCAUGAAGGCGAAAUGUUUAUGUAAAAGCAUUGGUUUCCUAUGGUAAUGGAUAUCUAAAUGAUGAUUUUUCAUCCUUUCCAUAUUUUUGUUUAUUAAUUUCUUUUGCGUGUAUUGAUUUAUUUAUUUUUUGACAGUUGCCGUAUUUGAAUUUUAAAAAAUUGUUUUCUUACAUUAAGAAAGAAAUAUUAUAAAGUAGGAAUUGUGUUAAAUACACAAAAGUUAAAUUUCAGAUUAAAACAAUCUUGGUAUAUAACAUAAUGCCAUCUAAUAUAUGUAUAAACACCUUGUAAUAUAAACAAAAUUUAAAAUAUGUCAUAUUAGUGUGACGUCAUGAUGGCACUUGCUAUGAAGUUAGCUUUAAGUUUUGAUUCUAAAUAAUGGGAAUAUGCUAUUUGCAAAGCAUUUUGUUUCAAUUUAUAUAGAAUCAUUUCAGUUUAGUCAUUAGUAUACUAUUUUUUAGUAUAUAUAUUUUUGUUUUAAGUUUUUUUCAGUUUCCUUUCAUAAAUUAUUCACCUAAAUUGAUCACAUAACCUUUCGAGUUAACUGUGACAUUGUAAAUUUGACAUCUUUCACAAUUGAUUGAUCACUGAUUGAAGAGAUCACUUAAUGAAAAACUCGUUUUUUACUGUUAUAUUGAGAGUAUCCUGUCAGAACGAAUAUAAUUUUUUUUUAUAUAAAAAUAGUUAGAUUUUUGUACAUAUUUUUUAAUUGAGUAUUUUAAAUAACCAUUGCAAUGUAUCACAAGACUCUUCAGUAGCUGUACUGAUUUAGUUUAUGUGAUAUUUGUUAUAUAAUUAAUUAAUUUCUAAUAAAAGUUUACUUUAUGU
Diabrotica balteata is the source of this 1981-nucleotide messenger RNA. The record is from the annotation of a GenBank genome assembly. NCBI's taxonomy places the organism in Eukaryota, Metazoa, Arthropoda, Insecta, Coleoptera, Chrysomelidae.